AUGCCUAUGCCACCCAACUCGAAGAGGCUGCUUGCUAUACAUCCUAAAGUGUUGAGACAGCCUCAAAGGGCUGUCACUACCUCCCUGACUACCUCCCUGCCUAGCACUUUUAUCACAGCCAUGAACGACAGGAUAGACGACAUGGAACACUUUAAGUCGAUUGGAAAGUGCCUUGGGAAUGCACUAGACUAUAUGCGACGCAAUACGCAACGGCCGCGACGACAUCACCAGGGUUCGAGCCAUCUAUCAAAAAUGCUUGAAGAUGCUAAGAGCGAGGUCCAGUAA
Molecule: messenger RNA, 285 nt
Organism: Blastomyces dermatitidis ER-3
Lineage: Eukaryota; Fungi; Ascomycota; Eurotiomycetes; Onygenales; Ajellomycetaceae
Exons: 1
Coding region: 1-285 (94 amino acids)
Source: RefSeq, a predicted model, not a curated record